UUAACCACUUCCCGUCCAGCCCAUGUAUAUAAACAGCCAGACGGGAGCAUUGCAGGGGCGGGUUUAUAAAUGUCCUCCCCACUUCCCUGCUUGUGCACGCUCCCUGGGAACACUGAUCGUUGUACGGGACCUCUGUGCGAGGUCCCGAUUGUGAUCACUGAUUGGCCAAUCAGUGAUCACAUGCAGAGUAGUAAGCAAGAUGUCACUUCUGAUAUCAUUGCUUACUACGUGUGAAAUCUGUGAAUGAUCACAGAGAUCACAUGGUACAGGGCUUUUCACAACACCAUUGAGAACUACUGAGUGAGCUGUGAUUGGUCACAGCUUGUCACAUGGUACAAGGCUGUUGUGAAUAGCCUUGCAUCAUGUGACCUCUGUGAACAUUCACAGAUUUCACACGUA
Messenger RNA from Staurois parvus, 399 nucleotides. The record is from the annotation of a GenBank genome assembly. Lineage: Eukaryota; Metazoa; Chordata; Amphibia; Anura; Ranidae.